Molecule: messenger RNA, 720 nt
Organism: Striga asiatica
Lineage: Eukaryota; Viridiplantae; Streptophyta; Magnoliopsida; Lamiales; Orobanchaceae
Source: the annotation of a GenBank genome assembly
AUGCCAGAUUGUAAUAACAGUGUCCUUACAAAACUGCUCGAGCGACUUAGUAUCGUUCAUAUGCCUAGGAAUAAGAUUCACGUUCGCCUCAACGCUCAUGUUUAUGAGCUUCUCCACCACGUCCUGAUCGAGCUGCGUGUAGCUGGCAAAGUGCUUCGUCAUCAGCAUUUUCUUGAUCGUCCGUAUGCCGUCCACGCAACGCUCCACGUCCUCCGGGUGGCUGAAGUAGUUGAAGGUGAUGGAAGGGUUAUCGUCCACAUUGGUGUUGAGGAGGGAGAUUUGACCUUUCGAACGAGGGCUCGCGAUUUUCUCGAGUAUGAAGCCGCCCUUGAAGGCCUCGCGCGGGAGGCUUCUCUUUUGUUUGCGCCGAAGCAAUUCCGUGAUCACAAUGUAUACUAUCAGAUGACUGUCCAAAACCACUGCUUGCCUCAAUGUACACUCCAAGCUUCGCGUUUUACUCGGCACGAAUAUUGUGUUGAGGGGGUUAUCCGCCAUUUCCUUUCCCACAUGCUCAUUAUCAAGAACGACUGGAAUACCAAAUUUCUCGAGCUCGGCUUUUGGGCCAAUGCCGCUAAGAAGCAAAAGGUGAGGGCUCCCAAUCGCACCAGACGAGACUAUGAUCUCACUCCCAACUCUAUUCGAGAGAUACGCUUUAUGCAUAUUUCCUUUUUCGUCCUUGAAUGUGACUCCAAUUGCCCGAGGCUUUUCUCCUGUAGUUAA